Sciurus carolinensis (gray squirrel) is the source of this 2079-nucleotide messenger RNA. RefSeq names its product achaete-scute family bHLH transcription factor 4 (gene Ascl4). The record is from RefSeq and is a predicted model, not a curated record. Lineage: Eukaryota; Metazoa; Chordata; Mammalia; Rodentia; Sciuridae. The transcript is spliced from 2 exons. Gene Ontology annotation, biological process: regulation of transcription by RNA polymerase II; developmental process. Gene Ontology annotation, molecular function: RNA polymerase II transcription regulatory region sequence-specific DNA binding; DNA-binding transcription factor activity, RNA polymerase II-specific; protein dimerization activity. The coding region runs from base 736 to 1251 and encodes 171 amino acids.
UCCCAGAUCCCGAGCUGUGGUCUUCGCGGCAUGCUCCCAAAAGGGAAGCAUGCGUGGGUCCACGCGAGCCCGAAAUUUUCGGAAUAAAUUUGGAGUUAGCGGUGUGGCCCAGAGGAAUUGAGAUUUAUCCCGAAUGUUUUGCACUGCAUGUUACACCUGAAGGUUGCCGGUUUCCCCGCUUUGAGUCAUAAAUGGUGGCGUUGGGGUUUUGCACAGAUCUUCUCUUUUUGCCCUCCGUUCCUUACUGCAUGCCAGGUGCCGUGCUAAAAGACUGGAGCAUACUACGAAGGCUUUCAAUAUUGCAGGAAAAUGAUCCCAAUCUUAAAGAGGGGUGACAUGGGAACUGCACCACACCUGCUAUCUGCCAUUCACCCGCAGAACAGCAGACCCAGGGAUUCUUCCCGUCAUCCAGAAGGUAUUUAAUAAAUUACCUUUCAAACAUAGAAAUACAGAACAAGAUGCCCGGACCUGCCUUGGACAGCUGGUGGUUUAGUGGGGACUGGUGAAUUUCACCAGGGCAGAGAGAUCGAGGAGUGCGGUGAACUUCAGAAGCCAUGCAAAGUUUCCUUGAAACCUGUUCUGGAACCUAGCUUCCGGACCCCCAGAAAACUUUUCCAAAGACAGACCAGCGGUGCCAGGCUGUUUGAUGGAUCAGAAUCUGGAUGAGAUCAGAUUUUAAGUCUCGUCUUGGGUCGAGAGAUUACUCUCUUGGAUGAUCUGUCUGCUUUUCGGCGAAUGAUGGAGAAACGGAAGACGGCCGGACUGCUGACCUUGCAGUAUGCGCUGCGCACCGCGCCCCUGGGCGCGCCAGGGACCCUGCCUCUACUCCCGCCGAGGGACCCCUUCAGGGUUGCCGUGCGUCUGGAUGCCGCGUGCUGGGAGCGGGCGCACGGGGGCUGCGCACGGAGACGGCCGCGCCCGCCCCCACCGCUGCGCGGCGCCCUGGAGCCCGCCUUCCUCCGCCUGCGCAACGAGCGCGAGCGGCAGCGGGUGCGCUGCGUGAACGAGGGCUACGCGCGCCUCCGAGACCACCUGCCCCCGGAGCUGGCCGCCCGGCGCCUCAGCAAAGUGGAGACGCUGCGCGCCGCCGUCAGCUACAUCAAGCACCUCCAGGAUCUGCUGGAGCGCCACGCGCGCGGGCACGAGGGCCCAGCCGGGUCCCAGCGCAGGGCCGAAUGCAACAGCGACGGCGAGUCCAAGGCCUCGUCGGCGCCCUCGCCCUGCAGCGAGCCCGAGGAGGGUGCGGGCUAGCGCCCCCAAGCCGCCCUGCCCGGCCCCGCGCCCGCCACUGCCGCCCCCGGUGGCAACCUAAACUCCUCUCCGAAAGUGCUUUGCAUUUUUAAUCUGGUUUCUUCUGCAGCCCUAAAUCUUAGGAAAAAAGAAGUGAGUGCUUCAGGGGAAGAGGGAGUUUGCCAUUUGGGACUACCCCCCCCCCCGCCCCUUUUGCUUACGUGCCGGCAACUUAAAGGUGCUUUUAAGGACAUUCUUCCCCCAUUCUUUUAACUGCACAUGCACACUGUUUCAGAUUCUGAGCGCCUCGUUCUAAACACGAUUAUCUAAAAACUCAGGGCGGUUUUUAAAAAGUGGAAUUUCCCAUAGUUCGUGAUAUGGUUAAGUUAUACAUUAACCAAAGAAGAACUUUAGCACAUACACACACGCGACAGUCCUUUAGAUGAGAGGAACAUUUUCCUUGCAUUUCUUCUUUUGGGAAUCGUUUCAGGAAUCGAAUUGGCACGGCGCUCUGGGAGAAGGCGACUCUGCGCUGGUCCUUGAGAAGAGUCCCCGCAGCUAGACUUCAGCGCGCACCGCUGGCUCUGAACGUUGGUCUAGCGCAGCCAGUCUGUGUUUGGUGCACAGUUUUAUCAAUAAGUGACUACUUGAGAACCUCGUAGCAUUUACCAAGUAAAAUGUCUUAGUGCUAAUGAGCUCUUUGGAAGAGAACCCAGAUCUGUAUGGCAACUUCUUUUCCUUCUCAGUUGCUUUUGUCCACCGGUUUUCCUCCUCUUUGCAUUCGCCUUUGUACUUCUCACCCCAUCUAAGAACCUUUGAUCAAAGGGACACCGCGACUUUAAAAUAAAA